ACGGGCAGCAGCUGUAAGACGUUCUCCGACAUCUAGGAUUCACCAUCACUGUCACGGGAAACCAACUCCGCUACCUACUCUGGACAUUCGCACGGUAGUAGGCGUUUCUUCCGGAGCCCCCUACCAUCCGCGAGUCCGCGACUCCGAGAACGUACCCCCGCGUGGCAGGUGGUACACCACCGUUGCGCGGUACUCCUAGACUCGCCGCUUAACGAGAGUGCAACUGCAGUUGGCGGCCGACCUGUGCACGGUUCACGGGGAAACGCGGAGAACGCGCUCGUUCCAACUCGCCGCAGUUUCGGGGGAGAUCCAGAGAAAGAGAGAUGAGGAUCAUUGUUCUAGUCGUAUUUGUCAUGGCCGUCCUGGCGAGUGUCUCGGCGCAGGAUUUCAGACAUUUUUUCGCGGGAUUUGGUCCUUAUGGCAUUCAAGCCUCAGUAAUGAGGGAUCCGAGAUCGAAUAGGGGUCCGGUAUUAUUCCCACCUGGGCCGGCUCCCAACAAUGCUGACACCAGCGGCGUCGUCGUGGGCGCGAGUGGAUACGGAUUCGUGCCACCCAGCACAGGUUAUUAUACCUAUUUCUACUACUAGACAUCCAGUAAUCGCGAGACUGCAACGAAGACGACAAC
This is a messenger RNA of Atta colombica, 625 nucleotides long. RefSeq lists its product as uncharacterized. The transcript has 4 exons. The record is from RefSeq and is a predicted model, not a curated record. Lineage: Eukaryota; Metazoa; Arthropoda; Insecta; Hymenoptera; Formicidae. The coding region runs from base 324 to 587 and encodes 87 amino acids.